Molecule: messenger RNA, 2791 nt
Organism: Engraulis encrasicolus (European anchovy)
Lineage: Eukaryota; Metazoa; Chordata; Actinopteri; Clupeiformes; Engraulidae
Gene: zdhhc16a
Product: zinc finger DHHC-type palmitoyltransferase 16a
Exons: 11
Coding region: 141-1283 (380 amino acids)
Biological process (GO): protein palmitoylation
Cellular component (GO): Golgi apparatus
Molecular function (GO): palmitoyltransferase activity
Source: RefSeq, a predicted model, not a curated record
UGUUGGUGAACGGUUUUCAGACGGUGUUCUCCCUGUCUUUCCUCCACCACCAACAUCUCAUCGGGGGACCCGAAGAAACCCUCCGGUACCAUGAGCUGACCCUCCAGGUGGCCUGCUGUUAGCACGGAAUAGGAGCCAGUAUGCGCGUGUGUAUUGGAGGAGGGCCGGUGUGGCGGUGCGUGCGUGUGUGUUGCGGGCGGGCGCGCUGGCGCGUGUGUGUGCCCGCGUGUGUGAGGCGGUUGUGGGCGUACGCCCAGCUGCUGGCGCGGUCCCUCUGCUUCAACACACACACCUCCUGCGACACCGUCAACGACACACUCUUUGAACCUGUCUUCUGGCUUGCAGACCGCCUCACACGCCUCUUUGGGCGGGUGUUUGUGUGCAUGGUGAUAGUGUUGACUAGUUCCAUAGUGUUGAUAGCCUACCUGGUGCUGUUGCCUCUGGUGCUGCGCACCUACGCCCCCGUGUGGAUCGUGUGGCACCUGUGCUUCGGCCACUGGCUCAUCGUCAUGAUCACGUUCCACUACUACAAGGCUACUUGCACUCCCCCUGGGCACCCACCGCAGAGGAAGAGUGAACUUCCAUUUGUGUCGUACUGUAAAAAGUGUGUCACCCCCAAACCAGCCAGGACACACCACUGUGGAAUCUGCAACACGUGCAUUCUGAAGAUGGAUCAUCACUGCCCCUGGUUAAAUAACUGUGUUGGCCACUUCAACCAUCGCUACUUCUUCUCCUUCUGUGUCGUCCUGACGUUGGGCUGCGUGUACUGCUCCAUUAGCGGACGAAAACUCUUCAUAGACGCAUACAACGCUAUGGAGCACUUGAAAGCUUUGGAGGCGGAGCCAGCUGGUGUUCCGGUGAAGGGGGUGGGGCUACUGAUCGGCAUUGUACCUCCUGAGAGUUCGUUCCAGACUCCUGCCCCCACAUUCACUCUGAAGGAUAAACUUGUAAACAAGAGCAUCAUCUACAUGUGGGUCCUGACCAGCACUGUGGCGGUAGCUCUGGGAGGGCUGACGUUGUGGCACGCCAUGUUGAUCUCACGAGGAGAAACCAGCAUCGAGAGACACAUCAACAAGAAGGAGAGGACUCGCCUGGCCAAACGCAACCGGGCCUACAGAAACCCCUUCCACUACGGGUGGCUAAACAACUGGAAACACUUCCUUGGCGUCGAGAAGAGAAGCCAUUGGAUAACGCGCGUCCUACUGCCCUCUGGCCACCCCCCUUUCGGUGACGGCUUCACCUGGGACGUCUAUCCACACAGGAAACACCUGGUACCUGUCUGACCCAUACCACAUACACACACACACACACACUGUGACGGUACGAGUGUGUGAGUGUUUUGAUCCAUCACUAAGGGCUGAUCAGUCUGGAAGCAUAUCAUCACAAUGGUCACACUGCAACAUCUCUCUGAUCGUCACUAUUGGAACUGUGGAGCAUCUCUCUCGUCAUCACUAUGGUGACACUGAAGAGCAUCUCUCUUGUCACUGUGGUGACAUGGUUGAGCAUCUGUUUCCUCGCCACUAUGGGAACUGUAUAGCGUCUCUCUCAUCGCCAUGGUGAGUGACAUUGUGGACAUUGUCUCUCUCAUCACUAUGGUGACAUCGUGGAGCAUCUCUGUCAUCGCUAUGGGGACACUGAAGAACAGCUCUCUCAUCACUGUGGUCACUGUAGAGCGUCCGUCUCAUCGUCACUAUGGGAACUGUAGAGCACCUCUCUCGUCACUAUGGUAACUGUAGAGCAUCUCUCUCUUCACUAUGGGAACUGUAGAGCAUCUCUCUCGUCACAAUGGUAACUGUAGAGCAUCUCUCUCUUCACUAUGGGAACUGUAGAGCAUCUUUCUCAUCACCAUGGUAAAUGUAGAGCAUCCCUCUCAUCGUCACUAUGGGAUCUGUAGAGCAUCUCUGCCAUCGCUAUGGGAACACUGAAGAGCAUCUCUCUCAUCACUGUGGGAACUAUAGAGCAUGUCUCAUCGCCAUGGUAACCGUAGAGCAUCUCUUGUCACUAUGUUGAUACACUGUGAGGCUGGUCAAGUGACCUGCGGAUGCUGCAGUUUACUGGCGCCCCCUAACGGACAGUGAUGGGCACUACAGCACACUUCAGGUUGCAACAGUACACCAGGGACACAUACACACGAAUUUGGCCUGGUUUACUACUUAUCCAGCUUCUUAGUAGGGGUGGACGAUAUGGCAAAUAUGUCAUAUCACGUUUUUUUUUACAUAAAACCUUCAUUCUUAUUUUUUAUUAAGAUCUUCCAUCAAAAAAUAAAGAAAACAACAGAAGAACAAAAGCAGGCAUUUUAUAUACUUGCAAGUUGUAAUUAGCAAUUAAUUGAAUGUGAACACGCUGAUGACACUCAAAGUGCACAAUUGCAACACAAUUAAGUAAAGAAUCAAAGUCAAGACAACAACACUAAGUAAGUAGACAUCACUCUGAUCAUGAUAGUAAACCUCCUCACUAGCCUACAGGUAUAAGAUGAUCUAUACAAUUUCUUCACUUUGGCAGAUUCAAAACGAUCUUGUACUUGUCAUAUCGCCCACCUCUACUUCUUGGUAUACCCCCUGGCCUCCAGGGUACCUAUGGUUUGAGGGGUAUUCCAAGAACCUGGUUCAGUAGUAAACCAUGUUAAGUUAAUCUUGCUGUAGUGGUAAAUCACCUAAAAGCAGAGCCUGCUGUCCUCGUUUUCUUAACUAAAUGACACAUGGAGGCUAACUGUUAGCAGAUUUACCGUACUUUGUAUGUUAAUUUAAACAGGUUCAUUGCUUAUGCACCAUGUUUUUGGAAUACUCCCCUG